Messenger RNA from Nicrophorus vespilloides, 829 nucleotides. RefSeq lists its product as uncharacterized. The transcript has 2 exons. The coding region runs from base 68 to 694 and encodes 208 amino acids. Lineage: Eukaryota; Metazoa; Arthropoda; Insecta; Coleoptera; Silphidae. The record is from RefSeq and is a predicted model, not a curated record.
CAACUAUCCGACUUGUGACCUAUUUUUAAAUAUUGUGCAGUUUAUUUAUUAGAACUUUAACAUUAAAAUGGAAGAGACAGUAGGCACGAAACAGGUUAGAUUCAACUUAUUGAUGAUGUCUACAUCAAUUAACGUGUUUAGGGUUGUCAAGGUAAUUAAGGAACGAACGAAAGAACGAGAAUACUGUAAUAUCGUAGAGCAAAAUAAAAUGAAAUAUUUCUACGAUCCGUACCUAUAUGCAAAUUUUGUUAGAUAUACUACAGACAAUGAGGAGACAAGGGCCUGGUGGAACGAUAGAUACCACGCAGAAAAUAAUUGCUGGAACUGUUUACACAGAAUUGCGGAAGACAUGAGAGAUAUUUUUCUUAGAAUUAAAUAUAUAUUUAUGAGUGAAGGUCAUAAGAGAGCAUUUAUGGCAUUAUAUUACAAGGAACCAUUCUGGCAUUUGGUCAAAACAUUGAAAGAAAGUAUGGAAAUUGCGAACAACCAUAAGGAUACAUUGAAGAUGAACAUGACCCACUACGAGUUACUUCAGAAAAUGCGCGAGCAAGACUAUGUGAUUAAUGACUUCUAUGAUAAAAUACUGGAUGUACAGAAAUACUUCCAGAUUCUUUCUAAAUUGAUACGACCUAUUAUGGAAGAUUUCGAGCAGAAACGUGCUGAUCUCCAAACUCAUAUUGAUUUAACUUUGUAACAUUUCCUUUAAAACAUAUUAUUAACAGAAUAUUCCUAUUUUAGUAUAACUAUAUUGUAAGUUAUAAUGUUAAAAUAGAAAAUGACUAUGUCUUAUAUUGUAUUGUUCUUUCUAAUUAAUAUAUUAUAAAAGGCA